AUGUUGGUGGAGAUCUUAGCAUUCUGUUUCCUUCUGUAUUUCUACAAAGAGAAGAAUGCCAAUUACAUUAUUGUUAUCCUCUUGUUGGUUGCACUAUUAGGAUCAACAACAGUUGUGACUGUCAAAGCACUAGCUGGGAUGAUCUUUGUCUCUAUUCGUGGCACUAUGCAGUUAAGGUAUCCAAUCUUCUACAUCAUGGUUGUGUGCAUGGUGGCUACAGCUGUUGCCCAAGCAUCAUUUUUGACCCAAGCUUCUCAGCUAUAUGAUUCUGCUCUGAUUGCAAGUGUGAAUUACAUCCUGUUCACAACUAUAGCUAUAUCUGCAGGUGCAGUAUUUUACUUAGACUUCCGGGGAGAGAAUGUUCUUCAUGUUUCCAUGUGUGCACUAGGAUGUCUUAUUGCUUUUCUUGGAGUCUUCUUAAUUACGAGGAACAGGAAAAAAUCUAAAUCUUUUGAACCCUACGUUGCGAUGAAUUCUAUGCCAGGACUACAUAGCAUGUAUGACAAUGGCUUAGCGAUUCAGCCAGAUUUUGGAACCUCAUUUUCAUAUGGGGCUCUAGAAAGCAAUGACAGCUUAUCGGAAAUAUAUGCUCCAGCCACUCUUCCUGUUGUUCCAGAAGAAGCGUCAUCUUCUCGUCCUUAUAAAGUGCUGGAUCAUAAUAAGACUGAAUAG
Molecule: messenger RNA, 672 nt
Organism: Bombina bombina (fire-bellied toad)
Lineage: Eukaryota; Metazoa; Chordata; Amphibia; Anura; Bombinatoridae
Product: NIPA-like protein 3
Exons: 1
Coding region: 1-672 (223 amino acids)
Biological process (GO): magnesium ion transport
Cellular component (GO): membrane
Molecular function (GO): magnesium ion transmembrane transporter activity
Source: RefSeq, a predicted model, not a curated record